UAGCUGGCGCUGUCGCGAUUCAUGUGAUUCUGAAUUUAGGAGGCGGUGAUGUAAACAAACUUUGCUCCUUAGUCAAUGUUGUGAUGACAUUUGGUGCUUCCUUUGUGCUUUUGAAUGACACAUGGAUUAAAUGGAAUUGUAUAGCAUAAUCAGGUGAAUUCUGAAUUCACUUCAUUGGGAGGGGGAGAUUCCCCAAGCACUUCCUAUCUGCAAGACAAGAUCGUCUGCUACGACUGGGCGUCAGACUUGAGGCCUUGUCAUAAUUGAAUUCUGGUAUUAGACAGCUAUAGGGGACUGUUUCCUUGUUCGACAGUGCCAUAAAUUGUGGAGAAAACUAAACAUUUCUUAUCUGGUUCCGGAGAUUAAAGUUCCUGACAAUGGCGGACUUCUUAGCAGAAAACAACCAAUGCGGCCAAAACCUUCUCCGUCUGGCGUCGAGAGGAAACGCCAUCAUUGCGGAACUUUUGCGUCUCGCUGACUUUAUUCCAACUGUGUUUAGACUUGAUAACCGUUAUGACCAGGCGAAAUACAGUGAAAUCUUGUCCGAUUUUAGCUACUUCCGUAAUGCUGACUAUUUUGAUAAUAAGAUAGAGUCUCGAGUGGAAUUACAAGAUCUUGAUGAAGAGUUCAGAGAAAACCACAUUGAAAUUCUUAUCAGGUUUUACCAAGCAUUUGCAAGUGUACAUAAAUAUGUCACAGAUCUAAACAGGUACCUGGAGGAUCUGGAGGAGGGAGUGUACAUCCAGCAGACUGUGGAGUCGGUCCUGCUUAACGAGGAUGGAAAACAGCUCAUGUGUGAGGCUCUGUACCUGUACGGGGUGAUGUUGCUGAUAAUUGACAUCCGUGUGGAGGGGUUGGUGAGAGAGCGGAUGCUCGUCUCCUACUACAGAUACAGCGCCCAAAAGGCUGCGGCAGCAGACUCAAACAUCGACGAUGUGUGCAAGCUGCUUCGCAGUACCGGAUACUCUCACCUGCCGGGUGCCAAGCGACCUGUAAACUACCCAGAGUCCUACUUCAAUCGCGUCCUCAUCAGCUCCAACUUCGUCAACAUGGUGAUUGGCCGCCUGAGGUCGGACGACGUGUACAACCAGAUAUCGGCGUAUCCCCUGCCGGAGCACCGGUCGACAGCCCUGGCCACCCAAGCCAGCAUGCUGUAUGUGAUCCUGUACUUCGAGGCAGACACCCUCCACAACCAGCAGGCCAAGAUGAGGGAGAUUGUUGACAAACACUUCCCUGAUAACUGGGUGAUAAGUGUAUACAUGGGUAUGAUCAUCAACCUGAUGGAUGCGUGGGCUCCUUACAAGGCAGCCAGCACAGCUCUCAACAACACUCUGGAUACUGCGAACAUCAGGGAACAGGCAGCCCGGUACUCCCAGAAGCUGGAGAGGCUGCACCCGGUGCUGGAGAAGUACCUGAAGGAGGGGGUGCUGGUGGAGGAGUUUGUGCUGGACAACAUCCCCAAACUGAUGAACGCCAUCCGUGAGUGUAAUGUCACGCUCCGCUGGCUGAUGCUUCAUACAGCUGCACUGCCACCAACUGCCGAGGGCAACAAGCGGUGCAAGCAGAUCCGGGACCAAGUGCUUGGAGAUUCCCGGUACAACCCGCUCGGUGUGUUUCAGCUUCUGCUCAGUACAGGACAGUUCGAGUUCAAGCUGAAAGAGAUGUUCAAGCAGAUGCUGCUGGACAAGCAGACCAAGUGGGAGAGUUACAAGAAGGAGGGCCACGAACGCAUGCAGGAACUGAGCGAGGUCUUCUCCGGCACCAAGCCCCUCACCAGGGUGGAGAGGAAUGACAACCUCCAGGCCUGGUUUACCGAAAUGUCCAAACAGAUCUUGUCCCUGAACUAUGAAGACUCUACUUCUGCAGGACGGAAGAUCGUUCAGCUCAUACAGGCCAUGGAAGAGGUUCAAGAAUUCCACCAGCUGGAGAGCAACCUUCAGGUGAGGCAGUUCCUUGCCGACACCCGCAAGUACCUCCAUCACAUGAUCCGCACCAUCAACAUCAAGGAGGAAGUCCUCAUCAACAUCGGCAUUGUCGCAGACCUCUCCUACGCAUGGAACAUCAUCGACAGCUACACCGGCUACAUGCAGCAGGGCAUCAAGAAGGACCCGUCCCUCGUCAUCAAACUCAGAGCCACAUUCCUCAAGAUGUCAUCAGCUCUAGAACUGCCCCUGCUGAGAAUCAACCUGGCCAUGAGUCCUGACCUGAUGAGUGUGUCACAGUUCUACUCCGGGGAGCUGGUGGGCUACGUCAGGAAGGUCCUGCAGAUCAUUCCACAGACUAUGUUCAGUCUUCUGGCAAGUAUCAUCCGCCUGCUGACCAAUCAGAUCCAUGAGCUGCCGACCCGCCUGGAGAAAGACAAGAUGAAGGAGUACGCUCAACUGGACGAACGCUUCCAGGUGGCGAAGCUGACCCAUGCCAUCUCGGUGUUCACAGAGGGGAUUCUUAUGAUGAAGACCACCCUUGUUGGAAUCAUCAAGAUCGACCCCAAGCAGCUGCUGGAGGACGGGAUCCGCAAGGAGCUGGUGCAGCAGGUGGCCCAGGCUCUGCAUCAGGGACUCAUGUUCAACCCCAAAGCCAAGGUGAAUGAGCUGCUGCCACGCCUGACAAUGCUGGGGGAGAAGAUGGAUGGCUUCCGCCGCUCCUUCGAGUACAUCCAGGACUAUGUGAACAUCUACGGCCUGAAGAUCUGGCAGGAGGAGGUGUCUCGCAUCAUCAACUACAACGUGGAGCAGGAGUGUAACAGCUUCCUCCGCACCAAGGUCCAGGACUGGGAGAGCAUCUACCAGUCCACCGCCAUACCCAUUCCACGCUUCCCUCCCGUUGAUGAGAGCGUCAACUUCAUCGGUCGGCUGGCCCGGGAGAUCCUCCGCAUCACUGACCCCAGACAAACUGCAUACAUUGACCAGAUGAAGGCCUGGUACGACCUGAAGACCCGAGCUGAAGUCUGCAACAGAACACUGUUCCAGAAACUGCAUAGAGCUGUAGGGAGUUUCGGGCUGUCUGGUCUGGACCGUCUGCUGUGUUUCAUGAUCGUCAAGGAGUUGCAGAGCUACCAGAUGCAGAUCAUGAGGGGCGUCUUCCGCGACAAGAACUGGAUGGAGUUCUUCGGCUCGGUCACCAGGACUCUCAACCCCCUCCAGGGCACCAUCCCCCAACCCCAGAAGGUGUACUCCCAGGCUAUCUCCAAGGCCAACAAGCUGUGGGCGCCAUUCCUGGACAUUAUCCUCAGGGUUGGGCAGAUGCAGCUGCUGAGACGACAGAUCGCCUAUGAGCUCAACACAUCGUGCAAGUUCGACUCCAAGUUCCAUGCUAAUGCCUUGCAGACCAUGAACAACGCCCUGUUGGCUGACAUCGAGCGGCACUACCAGGACCCGAGUCUGCCCUACCCCAAAGAGGAGAACCCCCUGAUGUAUGAGCUCACCUCCUACCUGGAGUCUGCCGGCUUCCACAACCCACUCCUCAAGAUCUACAUCACAACGGCCCGCCUGCCCUACUUCCCUCUCUUCAACUUCCUGUUUACCAUCUCUCAGUUGCCAAAACUUGUCUACAACAAAAGCAUCAGUGGCAUGAUGUCCAAGAAGGCUACUGACCCGCUGGACUCCCCAACAUUUAUUGUGGGCUGCUACACGCUGUUGAAACAGUUCCACUCGGACAACAUCAACUUCUUCCUGGCUUUCCUGGGGCAGUAUGUCCGCUCCGUGGUGGAGGUCCUUGGCAGUUCACGGACCCCCGAGGCCUCCCAGGAUAUCAUCAACGUCCUCAUCUUCCUGGAAGACUUCAUCUUCUACAGCGGCAUGCCCAGGAAGUCGGUGGAGUCCUUCAUCCCAAGUUACAUAUUUGAUGAGUUCAGAUCACAGUAUGCAGCGUCCUAAUGGCAGACAACUCACAGACAAUCUACGUGCAAUAUGUUUGUAUGACUAGGAAAACAACUCGAGUUAUACAUUAGAAAUUGUUGAACAUUGUACAUGUUACAUGAAUAAUUGUUAUACAUUGUACAUGAGGAAUUGUUAUACAUGAUACAUGAAUAAUUGUUAUACAUUGGUGGUACAUGAGAAAUUGUUAUACAUGUACAUUCCAUCGGAAUAAAAGUUUGAGACUGCGAGGUAAGCUGUUUCAGUUGUAAGUUUAUCUAAGGAUUCCUCAUACCUGAUGGUAUUGUCGGUAGGCCUGUACACAGACACGAUACGACACAACACAUAUCUCAAUGGUAGGAUCACGAUGCGACUUGUAUUUCAAUGGUAGGAUCACGAUGCGACUUGUAUUUCAAUGGUAGGGUCACGAUGCGACAUGUAUUUCAAUGGUAGGGUCACGAUGCGACUCGUAUUUCAAUGGUAGGGUCACGAUACGACAUGUAUUUCAAUGGUAGGGUCACGAUACGACAUGUAUUUCAAUGGUAGGGUCACGAUGCGACUCGUAUUUCAAUGGUAGGGUCACGAUACGACAUGUAUUUCAAUGGUAGGAUCAUGAUACGACAUGUAGGGUCACGAUGCAACAUGUAUUUUAAUGGUAAGAUGACGAUAUGACAUGUAUUUCAAUGGUAGGGUCACGAUACGACAUGUAUUUCAAUGGUAGGAUCACGAUACGACAUGUAUUUCAAUGGUAGGAUCAUAAUACAACAUGUAUUUCAAUUGUAGGAUCACGAUACAACAUGUAUUUUAAUGGUAGGAUCAAGAUACGACAUGUAUUUCAAUGGUAGGAUCACAAUACGACAUGUAUUUCAAUGGUAGGAUCACGAUACGACAUGUAUUUCAAUGGUAGGGUCAUGAUGUGAUACAUGAUACGAUACGAGCUGUUGCAGAAAUGCAACUUCAUUUCAAGAAGUUUUUGCGCACUAAAACAUAUUGAAAUGACAACAAUGUAGGCGUCAAAACAUCUUGAGAACGAAGGUUAUGUGUGUACAUCUACACCUGAAUUACAGAAUGAAUGUGUAUUGUUUCAGAUUUCAAAAUUAAGCAUGAAGAUCAAGGUGUCUUUGUCAGAGGGUCCCUCGAUUUAAAUACCAUAGCAACUCUCGACAGCCUCAGGAGCACCGUAACUGUAAAUGCUAGCUUUUGUAUCGUCUCCAUGGUGAUAAAUAUAUGUAUCGUUCAUCACAGAUUGCAAUGCAUCGAAUAUUUGGUCAAUCGUUACAUGCUAAGUUUCAAGUUAGUCUCUUCAGUGACCACGUUGUGUGAUGGAGGUGAUGAAACAAUAGGGAUGACAACUCCGGCAAUGGUACUCUGUACUACAUCCGGGCUAUGCCUUGCCUUUCCUGAGGUGACCGAAUGAUCGAGGUCCAUGUCGAGUUUCAACUGUUUCAUGUCUUUGUACUUUUCUGAUGAAUGUCUGUUACUGACACCCGUAUGUCUCCAUUCAGGGACAUUCAGGCGUCUCCCAUACGCUGUACACAAACACUUCCCGUGGAAAUAUAACUACUUGUUUAUGUCGUAGUGUGUGACCAACUCUACUUGUAUUCUACAUUACAGAUAUAUAAUCUUAAAAGGAAAAUUGUUCCAAAUAUAUUGAUAAAGUCAUAUUUGUACAAAAUUAAAUGUACAUGUAUAUUUAUUUUGAAUAAAAACUUACACAAGAUGAUUCCUGAAUUGAGUUUAUUCUGACUAGAGACUACAAUCAAGAUAACAUGCAUGAAAGGUUAUCUGACUAUUAACAUACUAUAUGUAGACAGUCGUACCUCAACAAGACCUGGAUAAUGAAUGAACUGGAAUCAAAGAAUAAUAAUAUUGUUCAUGUGACUUAUGAAUUAAAUAAUAUCAUCUUGGGUGCCAAUAUCACACUGACUUGAAAUAUCACUGGUUCAUUUCGGUGAUCUACAUGAAAAACCUAUUUCCAUCUGAAU
Molecule: messenger RNA, 5839 nt
Organism: Haliotis rufescens (red abalone)
Lineage: Eukaryota; Metazoa; Mollusca; Gastropoda; Lepetellida; Haliotidae
Product: WASH complex subunit 5-like
Exons: 27
Coding region: 378-3875 (1165 amino acids)
Biological process (GO): endosome fission; regulation of actin nucleation; actin filament polymerization
Cellular component (GO): WASH complex; endosome
Source: RefSeq, a predicted model, not a curated record